Molecule: messenger RNA, 1812 nt
Organism: Metschnikowia bicuspidata var. bicuspidata NRRL YB-4993
Lineage: Eukaryota; Fungi; Ascomycota; Pichiomycetes; Serinales; Metschnikowiaceae
Product: alpha-ketoacid dehydrogenase kinase family protein
Exons: 1
Coding region: 304-1485 (393 amino acids)
Biological process (GO): protein phosphorylation; regulation of glucose metabolic process
Cellular component (GO): mitochondrion
Molecular function (GO): pyruvate dehydrogenase (acetyl-transferring) kinase activity
Source: RefSeq, a predicted model, not a curated record
UGAGACUGUCGGCAUUCGCAAGACCGAAUCUGAAUCAUACAUUUUGAAGCACGAGAGUUUAUUUUCAAAAAAAUAUUCAAGUUUUGGCUUUUGAAUUACAUCGCCUAUAUACAAAGCUACCUUCAACUGAAGCAAAUCGAAGAUCCUUCGAACAUCUUUCUACAACUGUUGGACAUGCUCUUGCGACGCCUGAGGAAUUCAGUUCAGAGAGAAUUCAAAAGUAUAUUUCCGCUAUCUUUUUGUUAUAGGGGCAAUGCAAGAUACAACUCUACAGGAGCACAUGGUCAUGCGAAGGACUUCUUAAUGGAAUACAAAGUGAGAUCCUCCUUGGAGAGGCUCAUCUAUCACUACUCGAAUCAACCUUUGAGCAAGUUUUCGAUGCUGAAACUCUAUGAGCAGUCAAGAAAUUUGAAUGAGACAAAUAUUUUACAGGUGGCAAGAGAUGUCGUUGAAUCGCUCUUGGCAUACAACGCAAUGAGGUUGCGCAAUUUUCGGGAUUUGCCAUACUUGGUCAUGUUGAAUCCAUCAAUCUCUGAACUGUACAACAUGUACUUGAAAUCAAUGUCAAUUCUUCUCAAGGCUUCUUUGAAUCCACCAAACACACUCGAAGAGAAUGAGGCUUUUUCCAAUGGUGUUUUGUCGGACUUCAUCGAGAUUCACGCAGAUGCGCUUCCAACAUUGUCAAAGGGAUUUAGCGAAGUCACUCAUCUAUUAACAGCAAAGAAGAUCAAGAGUUUUUUAGAUAAGCACUUGGUAGAGCGAAUCAGUAUGAGAUUGAUUGCACACCAACAUAUACAGCUUACGAAAUCACUCCUGUCCAACACGUUCGAGAACGGGGGUAGCUACAACGGGGUGAUCAAAAUGCUAGAUAUUCGCGAAGUGAUACGCAAAAAUGUAGAGCUUGUCAAUGACAUCUUCCUCAUGAAAUACGAUCUGUCUGUUGCUGUGAAAAUUGACACAAACCUUCAUCCCGGGAGAUUUUGGACUCUGAAAGAACCUCCCACGCUCGAGCCUCGUGAAGACAAUGACGCCUCCAUCCACUUCCCUUAUAUCGAGUAUCACUUGGAGUACAUCCUACAGGAAAUUUUCAAAAACUCUUUUCGUGCUCACAUUGAAAAUAAUGUAAGUGAUCCUGUUCAAAUUACCGUGUCCACCAGUGAAAGUCCCUCAUAUAUGGAACUUAGAAUUAGAGAUAAAGGUAAGGGAAUACCACCGCAAACCCUCCAGCAUAUGUUUGACUAUCUGUUCACGACAUAUGAAUCGAAUGAGGGCGAAGCUUUCAAGACUUUAAACGUGCCUCCCGGCAUGGGUGGGAAUACGGUUGCGGGAAUGGGAUAUGGCCUUCCUCUUCUGAAGAGCUAUAUUGAGAUAUUUAACGACACGGUGUCCCUGGAUACAGCCACGCCUGCUGUAAAGGGGCUGUUGAGUGUGCAGACUUAUUGGGGGUGGGGCACUGACGUUUACUUGAAGACGGUUGGUCAAUAAACACUAUGAGUGUCCGGUGCUUCGAAUUUCAAGCUAUUUUAGAUUGGGAACAUUACAGUGCUACUUAUACAGCCAAACGAGAAGGGUCAUCUCGCUGAGGAUUCUUUACAAGAAAGAAGCCCUACUUUUAAAUUAUUAGAAUGUCAACUAGACUGAUCAACAUAUGUCCCUUCAGAAGUAUAUUCUCGUACACGUGAUCACAUGAGUUCAGGAUCCAUUCAGAUGUGGAUUUUUCAAAAUGAUUCAUUCGCUAUCCUUCAAUUAACAUUUAGUAUAAAUUCGUAAACCCUAGCACAGAGAUGUUUAGUUCGGUUACGGAGAAGUGAC